Penicillium cinerascens is the source of this 1641-nucleotide messenger RNA. RefSeq names its product major facilitator superfamily domain-containing protein. The transcript has 5 exons. Gene Ontology annotation, biological process: transmembrane transport. Gene Ontology annotation, molecular function: transmembrane transporter activity. The coding region runs from base 1 to 1641 and encodes 546 amino acids. Lineage: Eukaryota; Fungi; Ascomycota; Eurotiomycetes; Eurotiales; Aspergillaceae. The record is from RefSeq and is a predicted model, not a curated record.
AUGGCACCCAAUUCGGAUUCGGAUCUUAUGUGGCCACCGGGUACCGUUCGACUUGAAGUUCUUCAACAGCCAGGUGCAGAUGAUGCGGUUAUUCUACAACCACAGCCGAGCAGAGAUCCAAAUGACCCACUGAAUUGGUCGCCAUGGCGCAAGCAUCUCAACUUCGGUCUUGUUUCUCUCUACGUAUUCAUGGUUUUUGCACUAAUUGAUUGUGCCCCUGUCACUUGGGGCCCCAUGAACAGACAAUUGGGCUUCAGUUACGAGAUAUUAAAUGACAGCUAUGCUAUUGGCUGUGGUACUCUUGCCCUUGGCGGUCUUUUGCUAAUUCCUUUUGCGCUGAAAUACGGCCGACGUCCAGUAUACCUGAUGAGCACUGCGAUUCAAUUAGGGAUGAGUGUUUGGACCGCCAGAAUGCAAACAGUAGCAGACCUCCUGCUUAUCAAUGCCUUUAGCAAUCUAGUGGCUGCUCUAGCUGAGACAAUGGUGCAGAUGACUAUUGCAGACGUCUAUUUUGUUCAUCAACGUGGGCUCAUGAACAGCAUUUACCUCCUGAUGUUGACUAUGGGGGUGUCGGUUGCUCCUAUCGCUGCCGGCUACAUCACCAUCUAUGAAGGCUGGCGUUGGGUCUGGUGGUGGAUGGCCGUCUUCUUCGGUGCUGCAUUCCUCGGUUUUCUUUUCUUCUAUGAGGAAACGAAAUUCUCAUCUACUCCGGUCGAGAAUAAUGGGCCGUCCGGAGGCUCCGAAUCCAAAGACAAAUCUGGCUCCAACACAAUACAUUUUGACGGAGUUGACUUGGAAAAGCUCAACGGGAUAUCCGGACCAGAACGACAGCUUACUGCAAUCAGCGUUGACCAUUCGAUCCCAAAAAAAACCUACAAGCAAAGGCUUGCACUCUGGUCCGCAUCGCCCAGCUCACUUUCACAGCUAGCCAAACAUAUGUAUGAGCCACUUUUCAUGCUGUUUUACUUCCCUGCGGUGGGCUAUGUUGGGCUCAUGUACGGGUUCAUGACGGCCAGUAUUACCGUGACGAUCACUACUUACUCAGACUGGAUGACCCUCCCACCUUACAACUUCAGCGCGGCUGGGAUUGGCUUGAUGGGUCUUCCAGCAUUUAUCGGGACAGCUUUGGCAGCGGUCAUUUGUGGGCCACUGAGCGAUUAUUUCAUCAUCUACCUUUCCAAGCGAAAUAACGGGAUUUAUGAACCAGAAAUGCGGUUAUGGGUCAUUUUAAUGUUCGCCCCAUUUGUCCCUGCGGGUCUCCUGAUGUUUGGUAUCGGAUUGAACAAUGGUCAACCUUGGCCGAUUCUGGCUGUUGGGUUGGGUCUGGUUGGAUUUGGCACGACACCAGCCUGCAGCAUAAGUUUGACCUACCUCACGGAUGCAUAUACAGCGAUUAUUGCCGACUCAAUGGUUGGAGUCACUUUCGUUCGAAAUGUCAUUUCUACAAUUUUCGUCUUCGCUCUGUCUCCUUGGAUUACAUCGGCUGGAAUAACUGGAUUCUACAUUUCGUUUUCGGCUAUUGUCAGUGCCAUUUUACUGGCACUUUUGAUUUUUGUCUUCUUCGGUCGAAAAUUCCGGGUGAAGUUUGCAGAAAGGUAUCGCUUUUUUGCUAAGAAGCAAAUUGACUCGCGGAAAGCGUAG